AUGGAAAAAAUAAAACAAAAAAUAAAGUUUACUUCGGGUUUUACUGUAGAGUGUGAAGGGGAGGGUAGGAGACGGAGGUGGGGUCUGGCUUUGUUAUGGAAAAAUGAGUUGACGGUGGCAGUGAAGUCGUUCUCUUUAAAUCAUAUUGAUGUUGGGGUAGGAUCUCAAGGGAAUGAUGAGUGGAGGUUUACAAGUGUGUACGGGCAUCCGGAGGAUGAAAAUAAGUACAAGACCGGUGUACUUUUGGAGAGCUUAAAGGGGUCAGAUGACAAGCCAUGGUUAUUUGGAGGGGAUUUUAACUUGAUGCUUCACUCAGGGGAAAAAAUUGGUGGAAGGAGUUUUUGUGUAGAGGAGGCAGAGAUAUUGCGCAAUGCCAUGAGCUACUACCAUUUUGAGGAUUUAGGUUUUAUUGGUCAUAGCUAUAUGUGGACUAAUAAUAGGGGUGGGGAGGAAAAUAUCCAAGAAAGACUUGAUAGAUUUUUUGCAAAUCAGCUCUGGAGAGAGAGAUGUUCAUGGGCUCGUUUUUUACUCAUCUCACUAAGAGAAGGUCGGAUCAUUUACCUAUCCUAUUGUGUAUUAAAGAAGUUGUGCCAAAGCAAAAGAAAAAAAAGUUGUAUCGUUUUGGAGAAAUGUGGCUCCGUGAUGAAAACUGUACUGAGAUUAUUUCGGAGGCUUGGGAACGAGGAGGGGACUUAUGUUCGAAAAUUGCAUUUACUUCUACUUGUUUAA
This is a messenger RNA of Chenopodium quinoa (quinoa), 729 nucleotides long. RefSeq lists its product as uncharacterized. NCBI's taxonomy places the organism in Eukaryota, Viridiplantae, Streptophyta, Magnoliopsida, Caryophyllales, Amaranthaceae. Bases 1 to 729 code for a protein of 242 amino acids. The transcript has a single exon. The record is from RefSeq and is a predicted model, not a curated record. Gene Ontology annotation, molecular function: catalytic activity.